AUGCUUGCUGAAGGAAAUGAUGAUGAGGGCACUGGCCCAAUUCAGCAAUCAGCGCUUGUGAUGGAAGAUGAUGACAUUUCCCCUGAGUACUUGGAGGCCAUGCUGUCCCAAGAUGACCCUGACGCUGUGAUGGUGCAGGCCUUUGAGACGGAGUUUGAAGACUUUGUCCAAGAGACACCAUCCAUGCAGACAGCCUUGGUGAGCUACCUGGAGUCCAAUUUCAAGGGCAAAGGCAAGGUGGGCAAAUCCUUUUCCAAGGGCCAGGGCCGACAAAACCUCUUGGCCAAGAUUGCAAAGAGCCGAUGCCGUCACUGCAACCAGCUUGGCCAUUGGAAGGCCGAGUGUCCUUUGAGGGAGAAGGAGAAUCCUGGACCACCUUCGGCAUCAAGCGGACCCCCAUCAGCAGCUGCCAACAUGGCGAACGAGCUCCACGAUGGUGCUGAGAUGAUGCAGGCUGAUGACAUGGAGAUAUUCACGGAGAAGGAUCUGAUGGACCCCUCCGGGACCAAUGAGACUGCCUGUGAGUUUCUGCCUGAAAUGCCUGUCCUGCAAGCUAGCGAGGAGCAAUGUGCCCAUGCCAUACUAGAUACCGGUGCCAGCCGAUGCAUCAUCGGAUCACAGACCCUGAGUUGCCUUUUGCAGCGCCUGCCAAGUGAUGUCAAGUCUCACGUGCAGCAGCGACCCAGCCAGAUCAAGUUUCGUUUUGGAAACAACCAAACGCUGACCAGCAUGUACAAAGUUUUGUUGCCCUUGAGCCAUUCAUCAGGUGAAAAGGAGACGGCCAACAUCAUCAUGGGCACAUUGACCUUGGUUCUGCAGGUUUCCAUGAACAUGAUCGAAGUCAAGGACAGCCAUCGUCCGGAAGAAGAGGAACAGAUGCCCCUGCUGACAAGUCAGCUUCAAUCAAUGUGCCAAGAGAUGAUGCGCCAACGUGCCCUACUGCAAAGAUUGGCGGAGAGCCAGAAUCGAGUGACAAGCCCGGGGAUCAUGACCCCGCCUCAGAUCUCAAGCUUGCCUUUGGAACAACUGUCAAUGCCAUUGCAAGCAACCCUGAGCGACGAGGAGGAGAUCGACGACGCCUUUUCUGUGGGCCAUUCCCAAGAAUCUGAAGAGUCCCGAGAAGAAGCAGCGCGCAGCCUCCAGCCGUGCGGCAGCCCAACCACCAGCCCUCGAGAACGUGCCAAUGCCAAUGCCAUCCUCUCCGGCCGAAGCUCCGACGUGCUGAGCGAGGACAUGGGCUACUUCGAAUGGAGUCUGUCGCGGUACCGCUCUCUUCCUCCUCAUCAGCAAGAUUUCGUGGACUUCUGCAGAGCCCAAUUGGAGAACGAUGCGGCACAGGAUCGUGCCAUGCUUCUGAAUGUGCGCCGGCUUGCCUGUACAGAUCGUUUUCAGGUUCCUGUGUCUGCUCCACCGUCACACGAAUCCCCAUGGUGUCAGACCCUUUGCGUCCACCGUAGAGAUGGCACAUUACGUGACCUAGGCAUUCGGAAUUGGCAUGCGUUAACCCGAGCUCAAAGAGUCACCAAGACCAUUCCCAGCCGUUUGACACUGACCGUUUUCGGUAACUACAAAGAAGCUGAAAGCCAUGAUGAGCCAUCUUCACCGAAUGCCGAAGAUCCCAUGGUUCCAAGUGAUACCAACUCUCGAGUGCCAGCAGUUGAUUCUUUUGCAAAGGUUCCUGAUCCGAAGACCGUAUGUGAAGGGUGGGCUCCACCACCAACUCCGUUGCAUGGCCCCUGUUUUCGUGCGUUGGCAAGUGAUGAGAAACAGCAAUUGGUGAAACUGCAUAAGAACCUUGGUCAUCCUGAUCCAAUGGUUUUGUCAGCGCACUUGAAAGCACAAGGUAGUGACCUUGAAAGCGAAAGGUUCCGCACCCUUUUAGAAAGACGAACACGGGCUCGCCAAGCUUUUAUCCUUUCAGACAAUGCAGAAGCCAUUCGAAGAGCAACCUUGAGGCAAUCCCGACCCAUGCGAGGUCCUUUUCAACCUGGACAACUUGUGUUGUACUGGGCGAAACGAAGCAUCCCCAAUCGAAGUGAUGUAGGACGCUGGCAUGGUCCAGCUCGAGUCAUUGUUCAAGAAGGAAAUUCAAUUGUGUGGUUGUCCCAUGCCAACCGUUUGAUUCGCCGCCCUCCAGAGAACAUUCGACCUGCAUCACUCCGCGAGUGGAAUACAUGGAGCGACCACCUGCCUGAAGUCCGAGAUCUGCCGCAAAAUAUGCCUGUUCCACAAAUAGUCCCAGAUGAAUCUCAAGAAAAUGAUGCCGUGAAUGAUGAAUAUUCACCAAGUCUUGCACCGGACCCUCAACAGCCUGUUCCACCUGACGAACAACCUGAAGGAGAAGCAUCCCAUCCACCUACUGUAGGAUCAGGCGAGACCACUCCAACUGCAGAAUCCGAUAAUGAUGAUAACCCCCCUAAUGAAGAUAACCCCGAAGAGAGUUUCCUACUCCAAGCCACCAAUAUUUUCGAACAGAGCAAUUCCUCAAAUGCAGAUCAAGAUGAACUCAUGAUGUUCGACACUUUCUAUUCUGCAGGAUGUCCAACAGAAACUGUGUGUUUAGCUGAAGACGGGAUGCCGUUCAUUGACAAUCCUCUUGAUUGCAGCACUGAAGAAUGUUUUGUCCUUGACAUUCCCUUAAAGUCGGCAGACCUGACAGCGUGGAGCCAAGAAUCCAAUCCGUCAGACAUGGCUUGUAUAGCUGCGGCUAGUCAACGUGCAAGAUCGGAGGUUCAAGUGAAAUACCUCUCCGAUAGCGAUCGAAAGCUGUUCGAUAUUGCCAAG
Molecule: messenger RNA, 2784 nt
Organism: Cladocopium goreaui
Lineage: Eukaryota; Dinophyceae; Suessiales; Symbiodiniaceae
Source: the annotation of a GenBank genome assembly